Messenger RNA from Falco peregrinus (peregrine falcon), 15440 nucleotides. RefSeq names its product chloride intracellular channel 5 (gene CLIC5). The transcript is spliced from 6 exons. The record is from RefSeq and is a predicted model, not a curated record. Lineage: Eukaryota; Metazoa; Chordata; Aves; Falconiformes; Falconidae. The coding region runs from base 6928 to 8112 and encodes 394 amino acids.
ACAUGUUCGCCCCCCUGGGCUGGGAUGCGGGUGGGUUGGUCCCCAAGGUGGGAUGGUGAGGCUUGCUGGUAAGGGAUCAGAGCUUGCUUCAGGUACGGGCUGUUUGCUGGGUCUGCUGGCGUGGCCCAUGGCUGCAGAAGGAUGCCAUGGGGUGAGGCGAGGUGAAGCUGUGACAGGGUGUGUUACUGGGUGUUGUCCUGUGUUUCCCUAGGAUGCCCCCUGUAACGUGCCUCCUUUGCAGGUGUCUCAGCAGCCCCAGGCUGUGGCCUUUGCAAGGCAAUGGUGGUUGUCAGUGUGAUGUGACUACAAAAUCUCCCAGUUCUCCAUGACUCCUGCUCCCUUGUGGUCAUGGAGCUCUGAAAGUUGUCUGUUCGUAAUGUUUUCCUGUGUAUGACCUUUUUGUGCUCCUCUGUGACAGCACUGGUUUACCCUAAAAGAUGAAACACGUGCAGGAAAAUUGUGAAUGUGUUGUUGAAUGUAAGUACUCCGAAUACCACUGCUGCUUUUAGGAAGUCAGUGUGUAGUAUGAAGGGCUGAGGUCUGGUUUGGGUCCUGGUAUAAAUUUGUUUCAUAAAUUAAGGCAAAUAUUUUACAUUCCCUUGGUUUUCCUUUUUAUUGUGAGAAGGGAUUAGUAAUUCUGCAAAACCUCUUUAAGUUACUGGUGCUGAGUAACAAUGAAAUCAGCUCUGUGUAAAUAGAGCAAAUUUGUCCUUUAAUAGCACAGAGCAGGAGUCAUUGCUCCGUUUUAAACCUCAUCAGAACUGGAGAAAGACGUGCUUAUAGCUUCAUGUUUGGCUUAAGCAGAGGAUCUGAAUUUCAUUCUGUGUAUCCUGCUAGUGUGUUUAUUCUAAAUGCUGUGUAGAUUUGAGUUUGUUUCUUCCUAAUGGCUUUCACAUAUGUAUGAUUUUGGCAGGUUGUGCUACCUGCGCAUGCCAACUGUAGAGUGGCUCUAAAGAUAUGGUACAAUAGGCUGCAAGGUGACAAGCCUCUGAUUCACCUUGAUUUAUGGAAUGUAGCAAAGCAAGUGAUUGUAAAAGAGGAAAAACAAAUUCCAGGUGAGCUAGAUAAGACUUCUUGUAGCUAUGUACAUGUUGUAUGUCAAGGUUUUUUUGGGGCCCCCCCUCCCCUUUUGUUUGGUUUUGUUACACUAAUUCAGCUUUGUAAAUAUGCAUGACAGUUGAUCAUGUGGGGAAGGGAAGUGUCCUUUAUGAAUUACUUUAUUGUAUUUCCUUCAAAAUAUUUAUUACACAGAGUGAAUUAGAGGUCAGGGGAAUGCAUAACAGGUGCAGUCUUUUAGCCAGUUCCAUCAAAUUACCAUUGAGGCCUUGUUACAAACUCUAUGCAGAGACACAAAUUUUAAGCAUCCAGGCUCUUUUGCUGACCUAGUUUGACAACAUACUUACUCAGCUAUUCAGUCCUAAAAGGUGUGAGUAAUCUCUUGUUUACCCUCACCCAUGUGCUUUGAAAUUUCACCUAUUCAUGAGCCCAGCCUAAUAUAAUGUGUUCAGUUUGACACAUCAUGAAGGCAGCAUACCAUGCAAGCUCUGGACUUUGAACUGGGCUGGCUAAUAUGUAUCACGUAUUUAAUGCAGCACUUUGUUCCAUAUGCUUACAAGAAAUGGGUGAGUUACCUGUAUGCUUGUAUUAAGAGGAGUAAAACUGGGAACUACCAAGAUGUUUGCCUUUCACUGUUUUCAUCUCUGCAUUGUAUCUCACUCCAAGUUUAUCUGUAUGGACUGCAGUUCUUCUAAGCACUAGACCAUACUAAAUCCUGCCAGAAGCUGUACAGAUUUACUGCUGUAGUAUAACUGAGCACUGCAGCUCAAAAACCAUUACAUGCAUUUGUUUGUGUCAGUGGAAUUUAGUGAAUGACAGGAAGUAAAGGGUAGGCAACCCAAAAUAUUCUCAGUGUUUGGCUAGGUUUAGUAAAACACUUAAAUUUCUAGAUGGGAAACUGUACCCUCCUAUUGACAGUGUUGUGGAGGGGAAGCAACUCCUUGUUUAUUCAGAUGAAAACUAGAUGUUGCAUAUGAAUAGUUCAGAUACUUGUAUUAAGUACUUAAGAAAAAGCAGGGCAUUUUCAUUACUUAGAGUUAAAAUAACUUCGUGUUGAAAGAGAAACAUUUUCUUGUAUUUUUCCAUUUUUUCCCCCUCAGUUUUGUCCAUCUGACAAAAAUCUCUGUGAUCAUUUUUGCUGAGUAGGUUUUUUACCUGUCAUUUACUGUGUUUUGAUGCAUCUUUAUAUCGUUGAGAUGAAGAAAAAUAGCAAGGUUUUUCAUAAAACCAUAAAAGGGCUGGGUGACUAACAGCUGUUAAACUGUAUUAGACUUUAAGCUUUUAUUGCCCAUUUAAUCUGAAGAAUAGGUUGUAUAUGGAGGCUAUAAACAAAACAGGGCUCUCAGCCAUGCUGUUUCUCAAGCUGGCUGUGGAACGCUAUCCCUUAGGCUGUAUGACAGGGUGACACAGGGUAGUGUGGUGUUUCUGCCUUCUCUAUUUCAGUUACUAGAGCCUCUACUGUAAACAAGCUUGAAGCCAGGUUGCCGGGCUUUCUAUGGGUGCUUAGUUUCAGAGGUAAACAAGGCUGGUGAAAUGAUGCCAGAUUUUACAGGCAAAUGAAAAUCUUUUCCUUGAAGCACUUUAGUGAACAAAAAGUCAAUAUUUCUUAGGCAUUUGGGUAUUCUAAUGGAGUUUCCAAAUGGAGUUGGAGAGCAAACCAAACAGUUUUGUAUGAGGACCUGGAAGACCACAAAUAAAGGGCUUUGAAACAUCCAAAUCAGGAAUAAUUGUUUAAGCCCUGCAGCAGGUAAAGCAGGUUUUCAAAUGUCUGUUGACAUAUAACUGCUUCCGGUAUUUUUAACAACUAAAAGCUGUUGAUAACGUGCAAGUUGAGUGUCCUGUACAAAAUAAUUUUCUAUUGUUUGUCUAGUUCCCAGUGGAGAAGUGUCUGUCUUAUGCGGAGUUAAAUUUACUAAUAUGUUGGCUUUAAAUAUGCCUUUUAUGUAGUCAGUAGCAAAGCAAAAUCUGGGUGAAGGUGAAUGACAAUUAUUACAGCGCGGCCCUGAAUUUACAAUCCAGCCCCUCAAGGCUACAGAAUACAGGUCAGCAUUAGCUGAGCAACAAAGGGAUUUCUGCAGGUCUGCUUCAAGGAUGUGCUGACUCCUGUGUGAAAUGGUGUGAUGAUCAAAAUCUACCAAACCACAGUCUUCUGAAAUGUUUUGUGGUUUUUUUUUUCUUCUUAAUUUUGUUUUCCUUACUAAGUCUUAAAUUCAAUGCAGAAACUGCUGUGGCUUUGCAUGUCAACAGUUAAGAUGAAACUGAGCUGAAGCAUGUGUUUCAGAAGAUGAACAAACUACGUAUGCACACAUACAAUACAGAUAAAAUUGUCAGCAUACCUGUGUGACUUCUUGUCCUUCAUAAGGUAUGUCCUUCAUAGCAGCGUGGUUCCAGUGAUCUGCUUGGGUGCCCAAAGGGGACCACCCAAAGGCUGGAGCAAAACAGGGCCAUACUGAACAAUCCUUGUUGCUCCUUCUCACAAAAUCAUUUCUAUUUUGAAAAACUGUGGGGAUCUGCUGAUGCUCGGACCUCUAAAGAAUGCUGGUUUUCACAGUCUGUUCCUGUUAUGCAGGCCUGUGAGUCUUAAUGGCUGUAGGAAAAACUGGGUAGAGGAACCUGGGUCUCUCAUUCUUAUAGAGAGCACAGAGCCAAAACAGAAGCAUGCCCUACACAGAGAUUUCCCAAAAGAUCUGAAUAUGCCAUAAAGGUCUUAUCCUCAUGUUGUUUAGUGCAAGAUUGGCAAUGAAUAAAGCAUUACUGUUUAUGAACUGUGAAGAGAUGAGGUGCUGCUAAUGAUGUAGGUAAAAGUUGAGGCUGGAAAUGGUGCAAGGAAGUUUAUUUGUUGUUGAUUUCAUCCAGGUAUUUAGUGCAGUCAGGAGUGAAAAAGAAGUGGUACGAUUUUAUUGCAAUUCUGUUGUAAUAUGUCUAUAAACCAUAAACAGUCUUUCUCCCAGAGCCUACAGUGUAGUUUUGAUAAUGUACUUGAAUUACAGGUUGCAAAGCUUUGGAAAUGUUUGAGCUUUACAAAGAAAAAAAAGUUAAUUUUGUAAAAUUAGCAUCCUGAAUGGCCAGGAACAUUGAUGGUUUUUGCAUUGAGUGCUCGUAAGUGCAGAUGACCCUAUAGUGCUUGGACUUGAUGAUCUUAAAGGUCUUUUCCAGCCUAAAUGAGUCUUAUGAUUCUAUGAAAUUAAGUGCGGUCAAAUUUACUCGAGGGCUUUAUCACUACUGCAAGAGUGGAGUCUGGAUCUCAGAGCUGAAUGUUACUUUUCUUUGCUUUGGGGGGGGGGGGGAAGAGGAAGGGAGAACUUGGGUAACUCACAUUUCUGACUAAUGAAAUCCAGAUCAACUACAUUAAAUAAUACUCAUACAUUAUGCUCUUAUUCCUUAUUUUACCUGUGCUGUUUUGUACCCUCCAGCAGGCGGUGCUGCAUCCUGCUAAUGUCUUCUUCAUGGAGGAAAAAACAAAAUCAGUCAUUUGAUUUAAUUCCGUGCAACUGGACUUUGCUCUUUGUUUUGUGUCAUGAGUGUGUCUGUGUUCUUUUCUUCCUCAAGUUUUUUGCCAGCAGAGUUACUAAGGAGGGAAUUUUUAUGAUCCCAGCAUAUUUGAUCUUGCAAGCACUCUGUAAGAAGAGGUUGAACAUCGGUGGGAGUUGCUUAUCAAGGCCGUGCUCAGAGCAAGUUGAACAGACACAGGCAGAAAUACACUUGUAUUUCUACAAAAUGUGAAGAAAUGCAAGUGUUUUCUUAAAAGUAAAAAAUAUUCUUAAGAAUGUUAAACUUACGAAAGUUUCUAGUUGGCUCAUUGGUUUUCCCCUUUCUUGAGCUUUAGUAGUUUAAGCUCAUGAUUUUAAAUCAGUCUUACGAUUAGCCUAAUAUUGAAUCAACUGGUCUUGAAUGCUAGAAGUUUUCAAUACAGAUUACACAGCACACAUUUCAGAAUCUCUUAUUUAGGAUUUCCAUGUGAAGUAUUGUGGCUGAGUUGCAUACAGAAAAUGUAAAGAGGAGGUAUACUCCAUUGUGUUUGCUGAUAGACCACUUGUGCCAGGCAAGAAUUUGUGGGUAAUAAUAGUUGAAAUUAGGCCUUGAUAUAGGUUACUAUCCUUUAAGUCCUUGAGUUGCAUCAGUCCAGAAAUGCAUCAUGAGCUAAGAGAUCUCAUUGAUCUCUGAUACUUGCCUGCGUUUUUGUACUUUAUUGCUGGUUUCAUGUAGGGAGUUGGAAUUGUGCUGUAGUGUUUUUCCUCACUGUUACAGUGAUUAGACUUGGUUGUGGCUGUAAUUUUGGCACUGCUGGGGUUAUCUAGAAGCCUCAGAAGGUGAAUCCAAGUUUAGUAAGCUGAAGUAUUUGUUUGGUUUUGAUAUUUAAUUUUAUUAGUAGUCUUAAAUGUUCAAUAUAAGAACACUGACAAUAAACUACAAUCAUACAUCUCAGGCAGGCAGGACCUGCUACUCUGCCAUGUGAAACAGCCUGUGUUCCCCUGCUUGUUCUGUUUGUGGGUAGCUGGAGUUAAAAUCUUUCUCUUUAACCCCUCUUCUGUGUUUCUUCUAGAAAUCCAACCUGGCUGUGGCAGUUACCUCUCAGGAAGUUACAAGGAUGGGUCAGGAGGAAAACACCUUUGUUUUUCCUUUGGCUCAAACCCAAAAGGUUAAAUAUCAUUAGAUUCUGAGAAAUUCUGUAGUAAUCUGCAUAAUCCAGAUGCAGUAAAUAUAUAGAUAAAAAGUCUUUCGUCACUAAGGUCUGACGUUCUCAUAACUUUGAUAAAUGUAGAUUUUGAUCUUUAAUGAGUUUCAGCUCUGUUGUUUUCAGAUGCUCUAGAAUAUGUAUCUGUCUUUAAAAGGGCAGUUAAUUUUGUGCUAAAGCUGAAGAUAUUCAUCUGCUUCAGAGUUUUGUCUGUCUCUCCUCUUUUUAGAGAAAAGGAACCGUAUAGACAAGGUGGCUAAAUAGAUUGCUAAAGUCAAGUGGCAUUAACCCAACUUUGGCAGCUUGGGCCUGUGUGUUAUGACAUGGAGAUAUAUAAACUAGAUGUGAUUAUAAGCAAGUGAUAUAUUAAGUAAACAUAAUAGUAGUUAAUGCUUAUUCAGUGCUUUCUUUUCCUGGAUUCCAGGGCAGCUCACAAGACUUUAUACAGUUUUUGGCCCUAGUUUAUAGGUGAGAGGAUGAAGUCACUAAAUGUGAAAUGAGUGGUUCAAGGUCCCUAAGUGAACCGGUGGCAAAACUGAAAAGAGUUCAGGUUUGAUGCAUUUUCCUCGUGGCUAUACCAUUUUAUAAUAUUUUUCUUUUCUUUGUAUUUUUUUAUAAGUGAUCAUCAUUCAUUGAUGGUGGUGUGAGUAACAACUGAAACAUUGCAGAUGAUUGCUUGUAUUGUUGAGGCAAUUUUGCCUUGCUUUUCCUUGAAGCUAGGCUUUUGUGUGUUGAAAAUAUGAGUGAGUGGGUAAAUCUUGUAUUUCUACAUCUUCACACAAAAGGUACAUAAGAUUUCCAGUAAAACCAUUUUUGACUUCCUGUGAAAGAAUACAUAUAUUUUUUACCAUAGCAUUCUAGUACUGGUAAGUGUUUCAGCUUUUUUUCACUGUAUUUGGCCAGACUGUAUCUGGAGGAACAAGUGAUUACAGCUCCUAAGAUAUGGUUACCAGCAGUCAGAUCAACAAAGGGGUUAAAAAUUGAGACAGCCCUAUCUUUUACUUCAGUGGAAGUGUAGCUGUUUAUUUAAAGCUCUCAGUAAAUGAUUGUUGGAGAUCUGCCAUUCACAGCAGAGCAUUCAGAAAGCAUACCACAGACUCUGCUUCCUCCUGAAGAGCAUUUGUCUGUCAACAUUUCACUUUAAUUGUAGUCUUUUAAGGUACCAGAAGGCAGGCAAAACUCACGGGCCAGCAGUCAUGGAAGAUCAGGUCUUUACCAAUGUUUAUCAGAAUGUUGACACCACCAGUAUCUAUGAGAUUCCAGACACUGAGGAAGACAAAGGGGAUAAUCUUUAUGAUCAUGUCCAUGAAGAACCAGCAUCUCCUUGUUCCAUCACUACUAUCCCAGAGAGCAUGGAUAGUAGUCAAGAGAGUUCAGAAGAUAGCUGUAGUAAUUCUGUGGCCUCUCAGCAUGGGGCUGAUGGGGAGGAUGGUUCUUCUUCAUCUCACCAUGGUGCUGAAGAAGACCAUUCAUACCAGGAGAUGGAUCUGAUGAGUCCAACUCUGGAAGAUAAACAUGCAGAGGACAUGAUGUUUGAGAGCAACAUUCAUUUUCCUCUGGAUUUCCAGUUGCGUCGGAGCCCAAACACCUCUUCCAACUCUUUAACUUCCCGCAAGUUCCCUCUUAACAAUAACUUUGGAGAGACUGACAACUUUCAGCAAGAUUGCGAGAUUUUCAUGUUUGUAAAGGCUGGUAUAGAUGGAGAAAGCAUUGGAAACUGCCCAUUCUCCCAGCGUCUCUUCAUGAUCCUGUGGCUUAAAGGAGUUGUGUUCAACGUCACCACUGUUGACCUGAAAAGAAAGCCAGCUGACCUACACAAUCUGGCUCCUGGGGCCCACCCACCUUUCUUGACUUUUAAUGGAGAAGUCAAGACAGAUGUUAACAAGAUUGAGGAAUUCUUGGAAGAGACUCUUGCACCUCCAAAGUACCCCAAACUGGCAGCUAAGCACCGGGAAUCAAACACUGCUGGAAUUGAUAUCUUUUCCAAAUUUUCUGCAUACAUCAAAAAUACCAAGCAGCAGGAUAAUGCUGCCCUUGAAAGAGGUUUGGUGAAGGCUCUGAAGAAGCUGGAUGACUAUCUGAGAACCCCUCUGCCAGAGGAGAUUGAUGCAGACAGCACCGAAGAGGAGAAAUUGUCUAAACGCAAGUUUCUGGAUGGAGAUGACCUGACUCUUGCUGACUGUAACCUUCUGCCGAAACUCCAUGUUGUCAAGAUUGUUGCAAAGAAAUACCGCAACUUUGAGUUCCCGACAGAGAUGACGGGGCUGUGGCGGUACCUGAAGAAUGCAUACGCCAGGGAUGAAUUCAUCAACACCUGUGCAGCGGACAAAGAAAUUGAGCAAGCCUAUGCAGAUGUGGCCAAGCGGCUCAGCAAGUCCUAACUGACCUCAGCGAUGGCUCAGUAUCCCCUUUUAUAGACUCUUCUCCUUGUUGCCUUAAGAUAUACUUUAUCAUUAUGAUAUCUGGUUGGCAUCCCUAUGAUUUCACCUGUUCAAGUGUAUUGGUCAGGGACACACUUGCUUCUCCCUGGAGAACAGAGAAGGCAGCUCUAGUGGGGUGUUUGUGUGGAGACCCUUUGAAAUCUGAACCUAAAAUCUGUCUCAACUAGUAUUAUUUGCAAUCAGUAUUGGAAAUUAAUCUACUUUACUAGUUUCUUGUUUCAUGUUGGGGGUAUAUCACCACCUGUAUUCUUUGGAGUUUUAUAAAUAAGAUAUUAGCUGAAAUUUUAAGUAAGAGAGUUGGGAACACAUAGAACUUGUUCUUCUGUAGGUUAUUUCAAAGAUGCUUUUCCCCCCAGUGCUGUUGAUAAUCUUGAGGCAGGAACAAAAUAGGAGGAGGGGAAGGAGUUUGACCCUAAAGGAGAAAUGUUCUUAGCGGUUGUAUUUUAAAAAAAACUCUCUAAAUGCACAUUCUAUCUUAGCAGGCCUGAGAGUUUAUAGGCUAUUUAUUUUUAACUUGGCGCAAAAGGGGGAAGCCUGAGCGAAUAUGUCAGACUUGCAGAUGCUACUUUGCAUAAAAUUUGCAUGAUGUUGUUGGAUCCGAAUGUCUAAAGCAAAAGAGAGUGAAUGAGCGAUUGAGCAGGCAGCCCUUGGAAGAGUGGGGCUUGUGCCAAAAUGUCCAGUGGAUCUGCUAUUUGGUAGAGACACACAGACACAGCAAUAACGGGGGCAGCAUAUUGACUGCAGCGACUAUAGAGAGAAUUGGCACAGCUAACCAAACCGCGUAGGAUAUUGUCGUCUUGACUGUAUGGUUGCCAGUUCCUUUAUAAUUGCUAUCUUGGGAAACUUGGAUAGGCAGGAGAAAGCUGUCAUUGCACUCAAAUUCCAGGCAGGGGAAGCGCUUUCUUCGCGUUGGGCUCCAGAUGGGUCACUUUCAAGAACUCAUCAUCUCACCCCAGGAGAAGUUUGUUCUGAAAGCCUCAAAGAGGGCAGGCUAAAACAGAGAGAUGCACAUUUCCAGCCAGAAAUUCAGCAAGUAUGCUAGAAGAAAUCGAUGCAUGAUGCCUUAGUCCCUCUCAUCGGGGGUUUACCGGUCCAGGUUACACAAUUCUGAAUUAGGAUUGUUUUCUAAAAGUGAUUAUUUUGUUCUAUCAUCUGUAGCGUCUUCCUGACACAAUCUCCUUUAUACUAGUGAUUAUUUGCACAUUAGUUUAGCAAAUUCAGAAUGACAUUUCUUUUGCAUGAAACAUGAUUUUCAGUUUUUUUGGGGGAUUUAUUGUUGUUUUCAAAGAUAAAGCUGAGCUGUAACCUGAUGUGGUUUCCCUUCUGAUCAGAGCUUCUAGAGCUGCACUGAUUUGAGGGGAACCCCAAGCUGGUGAGCUGUGACCAAGGGGAACUUUGCAGGAGGCUUGUUUGCAGCCAGAGAGCUGGAGGACUGGAGACAGCACUGAAAGCCAGCCUCUGCCGUGUGAUGCUGAUGACAGUCUGAAGCCAUCCUGUUGCUUUGGUGGGAUUAUUCUACUUUUCACACUAGCCCAGCUGGGAGCAGAAUGUUGCUCAUUGACUGUGAAGAUAGUUUGUGGUUGACUAUUGUUUUGCAUGCAAUGGUCAAUUUGUUCUGAACUUUCAAAAUCUUGGAAGAAAAUCCAUGAACUCCCAAGUCUUCUCCUAGAAUGGGCUAUUUUAACAAUGGCUAGACUGGAGGGCAAAGGCUUGCACUCUUUAAAAUAUUGCUGAGAAAUCAACUGGCUCAGAGGACACUAAUAGCAGCCAGAAAAAUCUAAUGAGAUUAGAAGUGUCUGCACAAGCACAUGUGGCUUGUUAAAAGCAUUUCUUCAUGAGAUUGGAAUUAUUUGUGAUUUUUUUUUCUCUUUGAUUAUGGCAAUUAUUUAUUUAUUUAUUUAAAUUUACUUGGUCCUUUUAGUCUUUCUUUCUGGUUUUGUGUUUUCACUCAGCACACCGGUCAAGAUGGCUUUGUCUGCUUAGAGAAGUGUUACUAGCAAUACUUAGUAAAUUAGUUUCUAGUGAAAAGUCUUCUAUCUGAUAAUGUUCACUGGGAAUUUUUUUCAGUAUGAUUUAGCUAGGAGUAUGACAAUCAACAAGAUCAGCAUUUUUCUCAGUUGUCUUUUUCCAGGUUUGUACUUCAGUUAGUGGCUUUUGCUUAAUCACAGUUGCAGUGAAUCUUUGAAUAAAGAUGCAGAGGCAGAUUCAGAAUCGUGCUCUGUGCUUAUUGUAUUUAGCUCCUUAAAGAAGAUUGUCCCAACAUCCAGCAGAUCUCAGGCAGGGUAAUUUAACCAGCUCAGGAUCUGACCUGAUUUCCAUCUCUGAAUCUUCACCAGUUUGCUGAAUCCUGUGGUUCUGAAAUGUUCUAAUACGUCUUUCUUUAGUUUUGCUAGUAGAGGGCCAAAUCAAAAUCAGUUAAUCUCUAUGACAUCAAAUCGCAUCUCCUUUUUAAAAAAUAUGUUUAAAAAUGGUUAAGCUGAUACCAAAAAGAAAAUGAGCUGUUAGCUCAAUGAGCUUUUUCUAAGAUGAUUUGCAUGUUCUUAAAAUCUUUUUAGGAUUUCAUUAUAAAAUCUAAAAACCCCUAAGCUACCCUUUUAAUUAAUAAAAAAAAUCGUAAAUAUCUUCAUUAUUCUAGCAAUACCACCCAAAAAAAAUCUUAAUAAAAUGUGUUUAUGGAUAUGAGAAAGAGUAUGAGGAAAAUGAAACAGCUUUCAGCUACCGUGCCUGUUCUGUCUGAAUUCAAGUCUCACUCUGCAUCCUAUCUUUGCAUUUUCACUCAUGACUCUAUUAUAGGCUCAUCCAAGAUCCAAGAUUAUGGACAGGUUCAGGCAUUUCCUGACCUUUGUUUGGGUUUGAAAUCCAAGCUCAUGUUCUCAGAUCUGUAACUUUCGCUCACCUUUGUGCUUUUUGGCUUUAGCCAUCGUCAGAAGCAGGAAAUACUGGAAAUCCUACAUAGAAAAGUGUUUUGCUGAGAUUUUGAGCUCAGUUCUCAAGACUCGGGAUCCGUCACCAGUGAGAUUUUAAAGGGCUCCAGACUCCUUUAAGGCAGGGUAUUUUUGGUGACCUUCCAUUGUAUUUAGAAUUAUAAGUAAUAAAUAUUAAUCAUACAGGAUUGUAUAUCUACAUUGGCAAGGCAGCAUUUCUGAAAAGAAUCUAAGUGACAAGACAGACAUUGCAGAUUUACAAUAACUUUGUUCAUAAAUUUUUUGCAAGAUGUAAAGAAAGACAUAGCACGGGGGGGAAGAAGCCAACAAUGUGGAUUUAAUCAUCUACAUUUCAGAAAUGCAGACCAAAUGUCUGUAAAGAUGUCCAUUUCAUCCAAACAUUUCUUAGAUAUUUAUUUCAAAGCCCCCUAUUCAGUCAGUCCAACACUCCAUUCAUAUUGGAAGUAAUAUUGAUUUUUCUUCUAUUAGCAGUGGUAUGGGAGUGCUGGAGAAUCCCAUAGACUAGUAACCCUUAUUCUCUGUUAGACUAUUUGAAUUGCCAUGGUCAUCUUGCUGUACAGGUAAGACUAAAGAAGUAUUUGUUUCAAGACCGUUUAAAUGAGGACUUCUGACAAAAAUGUUUUUUCCAGUAAAAAGAAUCAGAUAAUGCUAUUGCUUUGUCAGAUCUAGCGUGGAAUAUAGAGCUACAGGUUACUCCUGUGUUUUCAUCAGCUGAGAAACCACUGACAGCGAGGAAUGACAGUCUAUAUCACAAAGAAACUAGAAAUGUUUCUUUCCUACAAGAAAGUUCAGCUGAAUUACAUGUAGCAUUUAUUCUGAAUAUGUAUUUAUUUUAUUUUAACCCAUAGCCACCUUUCCUCCUCUCUCAUCCCUGCUCAGAUUCAACUCCCAAGUUGGCCAUAACCGUGCUGCCUUUUCCUCAGUGCUAAGUAGCAGGGUGCUCGUGGAUGGACACAUGAGGAACUGUGGGUUAGUAUAACCCAUCUGCCUUGUGGGAUGAAGCCCCCUUUCUGCAUUGACUGAGUUUGGCUAAUUAACUGAGUUUAAAGCAUUGCAAAACUAGGCAGUGGAAAUCUCACUUAUGUAAAGCCCCAGAAGCACGUGGAAGCAUUCACUUUUCAAAAUGAAUUGGUAUUUUAAAGAAAAAAAUAACCCCAAAGUCUUGUGUCCUCCUUCAUGUGUAUUCUUUUAAACAUCAGGAAGUUUUCAUUUGUUUAUUAUUCUGCUAGAUAUGCCCAUUAUUCUUGAAUUUCUUUUGAUAUUAAGAAAUAUUUUUCCAGGAAGAUUUUGCCUUUCUGCUGAAUCUUUCAUCUCUUCAUUAAUUUUGAUGUCUGCAAUGCCCUAGUCAUUCCAGAGGAGGCAGGAAAGCUGUGAGGCUUAUACUUGUUGAGAAGUUGAUGGAGUUAAUGAUUUUUUUGGAAAAAACAGUAUUAAAAACAUUUUUUUAAAAUGUGUCUUUUCAUCUGGGAUACUUUAACCAAGAGUGAUAGACUGUUUAGUCUGGACUGUGAUUUUCAGCACAGAACUGAACAAGCCACCAUGUUUAAGGCAGCUUUGCCUAGGAAUUUCCCCAGGAUUCAUAGAGAUAUUCCUGCUGGAUGACAAAAUUUCCAAUUCCUUUGAUCAGCAGGGAUCUGCCGGUUUGUAUUGGCACUGAACUGUGACAGCCCGCUGACUCAGUGCUGGGCGGAGGAGAGGGGUCCUGCUCCCUUUUCUCUCCUUCUGGCUCAUAGGCAGGGACAGCAGAAAGCAUUGAUCCAUUUUGUUUCCUUGCCCCAUGCCCCAGGCAACUCUCCAGCCAUAGGAAAGCACAGAAACCCCAUCCAGUGCUGGUUUUCAAAGCUUGAUCAGUCCAUGUUUUAGGUGUGACAUGAAGGUCUGAAGAGCCCCAUGUAACCCCUCAGGCACUCCCCGUGCAGCGUGAUGGGAGUCAGCCGUGUCUCAGAGACCGCAGCAGUCACAUUCCCCAUUUGCCCCAAAUCAUUCCCCUUUCACCGUUCAUUGGAGAGAUGCUAAAGCUGAAAAUGCUCCAGAGGAUGCACUUGAAUGUGGUGUAUUUUGUGUUCAUCAGCUAACCAGCUCCCAGUGAUGAUGUUGUCACCCUGCAGCAGGUCGUGCCUCUGCUGCAAAUGGACGAGCCAUCACCCCUUGGAGUGGCAGUCCUCGGGUGGGAAACGCUGAAGCUGCCCAGCCAGCGAUGGUGCAACCAUGAUGAAAGGUCCCGGUGCCAAAUUUUCUCCAGCCUGGCUCUCUAGCUAAGUGUGUUAGCAGCUCAGCUGGGGCCAUGAUCCAGCACUAAUGAGCAUUUCUAGCUUGCAGCACGUGAAUAGAGACUACUCAUGUGUUUAAUGUUAAACAUGUGCUUGCCUGCUUGCCUGGAGAGGGGCCUAAAAGUCAUGAUAGAAAAGCCUAUAUUAAUGAAGAGCAUUAGUAUUCUCUUCCCUUUGAAAUCUGGUGGCAGAAUUCCCAGUGGGGGAAUUCCCAAUAGGAAUUCCCAGUAGAGCCCAAGGCUACAUGAGCAUGAAGAUGUCAAGUGUGAAGAUGUCCUUAGAGAACCGAAAACACUCAAGGAGAAAAGAAAGCAUUAGUGUUAUGUAGGGUCUUCUUGCAGAAGGACACCAGCCAUGUGGUAACUGGAGGGACACCACCAGUGCUGUCAGGCUCCAUUCCGGUUUAUCACAGGGAGGUUCAGAGUGGAGCUGGGACCAGGCCAUGCUGGCAGUGUAAUGCCAAGGCAUGUUCUGCUGUAUCUCCAGCCACACUCCCCAUGGUGGUAUCCCCACAGUAUAACGAUGCAUCCAUUGUGUCUGCCUUGCUUUUAUUAUGAAGUGACUUGUCUAAAGAAAACUAAGAAGGGUGGGGAAUUUUUUUUUUUUUUUAAUAUAUAUAUAGAUGGACUAAAACCAAUCCAAAUAUGCUUUAAUGGUUCUCAACACGAUACUGUCAAUUCUCACCACAGGGUGGAAUUUGUUGGUGGAAAUUAAAUUAAAUUAAAUUAAAACAGAAAGGCUUGGAUAUUGCUAAUGGGUUCUACUGGGAGCCCUAAAAGCAGUUUGCAGUGUAGAACCAUAACAGGAGUGAACAUCCUUUAAUUCCCAGAAUCAUUUGGGUUUCACAGGGUCGUUUCAGCCUAUUCUGCUGCACUGCUGAGAAGUUGCUCUUUCCCUGUCUCCCUAGGUCUAUAAACUCUGAAGAAUUUGGGAAAUGGCUACGGGCACCACAUUAAUCUUUUUUUUUUUCCACUCCCCCCCCCCCCCCCCCCCCCGCCCCUUUCAUUAAAAGAACUACUUUAGUUUGGAAGUAAGCAAUAAGUAAAUAGAAUUUGCAAACAGCAGAUUUCUCUACUUUUUCAUUAAGGAAGUUUUUAAGAGCUUUCAGGAAAUGAGUGGUUAUCCUCAGCUUUGGGAAUAAACUGUGGUAUAAAAUAUAUAUAGAAGUGUGAUUCUGAUUAAAUAAUUUAAGCAGAAAGAUUACAGUUUGUUUUAAGGAGCACGCUUAGGACUAAAUGAAUGGAAUACUCCAGAUAUUGCAAUAAGGACUUAGGAUUCAGUUCUAAUUUCCAUUGGUUUCUUUUUUUUUAAUUACUUAUUGUACAAUAUUGAAACUAUAUGCAUAUUCACUUUGUUUAACUGCAUUAUUUAAUUGAAUAAUGCUGUGAAGUGUGUUGGGAUGAAAGGUGGCACAAAGAGGAAAACUUACACUCUUGAAACAGCACUAUUAUUUCUGUGUGUUUGAUUUUGUUCCCGCUGGAAUAAACAGAAACCACACCAUUUAGCUGUGUAGAAGCAGGAUCCCAGCUUCACAGAUCCAGAUAGUUUGGCACUCUCUUUGAAGGACAGGGUAAUUUGCUGUUUAGCAAUCUGAGUCUUGCAGUGGGCACAGCGCAUUUCGGAAGGCAUCCAGGACCAUCCUUGGGUGAAUGGAUAGCAUUGCUCGUGAAGGACCACAGUGAAUUCCCUGCUGUUACAAAAUGAGAUUAAGCCAUCAUGAGAUGUGGACUAGCUAACCCUGAACCAGACACAUUUGCCUGCAGCGCAGCCACUAAAUUGGUCUGACAUCAGGAACCGCAGCGUAAGAGCUUGGCCUCAGAAGGAAGUCAAAGCAGCAUCUUUGUCACUAGUCAUUUUCUAUUUAUAAUGACACAGAUCUAUUUUAUAAUCAUGGGGAGGCACAACAGGACUGUGCUUUGUUCUGCCUAAAUCACAUUUCUCGUGCGGGUGCGUUUAAACACAGCCUUUGGCCCCUUGCCGCACACCACACGCACCCAAGGAGGGCAAUUCUGGCACAACAAUGCACACCCUGUCGUGCUUGAAUGCUCAAAGA